This is a messenger RNA of Plutella xylostella (diamondback moth), 3655 nucleotides long. It is a transcript of the gene SWIP, whose product is annotated as strumpellin and WASH-interacting protein. Lineage: Eukaryota; Metazoa; Arthropoda; Insecta; Lepidoptera; Plutellidae. The record is from RefSeq and is a predicted model, not a curated record. Gene Ontology annotation, biological process: endosome organization; endosomal transport. Gene Ontology annotation, cellular component: endosome; WASH complex.
UCAAAAAGUUCCUAAACUUGUUUUCUUUCGGUUUUUGUAAUUUUCUACACUUUUAUUUGAGAGAUAGGAGUAAUUAACUAAUAAUGUAUGCUUAAAGUUUUACUUAGUUCGAUGGAAUUAUAAUACUAUCCAUUCGUUAACUUUAACUGCACAACAAUGAAAUCGGAUGCAGAGAAAGAAGCUGGUUCAAUUAUACUGAAGGAGUAUGGACACUUUUUCAAAAGGCAGUUCCUUGAAUACAGAUCCCUCACAUGUGACGAGCCAUGGGAGUCCAACAAGACAUUCGUGCCCAUCCAGGCGGUCAUGGAGCCACACGAAAUGGUCUCACUCAUUGACUUGGUUUCAUCAGAUAACACCUUGAUGACUAAAGUACUCAGUGUUUUAUCCUCACUAUGUGUUGAAGUGAUUGAAUUAAAGAAGGAAGCCUAUGAAAGACAUUUUCCUUUUCUGGCUGUUUAUGAAGAGUACUCUGGCAGUGAUGUUAGUUCCCAAAUGGAGGCAAUCUGCCUGCUAAGUGCGUUUGUGGGCCGCUGUGAGGAUGUGCUGCGGAACAUCUGCAGCCAGGUGUUUGCCAUCUAUACCGAGUCUGUGGUCAACCUGAAUGGCAUACAACUCCACUACAUUAUAAACCACAUUGGAGAAAUAUUCACCAUCCUAGUUCUGACAGAGCUUCUGAUCAUCAACACUUCACUGACCAACAAAUGGGACAAAUACUGCAAGGAAGUGAAGGGACAAAGACCAGAGAGUGUUGAUCUAACAGAGGAUCGAUUUAAAUCUAUUCUUGCGGCAAUUGAUAACAUUGGAUCAAAGUUGAUGAAUGAUAAUAUUGUGCAGAACUCCCUGAACAAUUUGUCCAUUCUUCGUCAGAAGCUGGUAGACAAAAACACAACCACACUGGCCAAUGAAAUGACACAGUAUUUAAAAUCAGCCAUAUUCAACCUGGACAAACUCAUUCAAGAAAAGCCGUCAUCAGUGAACCUGUACAAAUGUAUUAAAAUAAAUGCACUGUUUGUGCUAAAUACUCAUUUAUUUGGAACCCAUGAUAAGAAGAUAUUUAAAGCUCUUUUAGAACUUGAUGCAAAGGCGCACAGCGUGCCGGUAUCGGGCACGUGCGUGUGGUACCCGGAGCAGUUCCUGCAGCGGCACCUGGCGGCCGCCUGCGCCUCCACACCGCGCCUCGCGCACACCAUGCUGCGCGCCAGGCAGGCCUACAUCACCGGCAGAAAAACCUCCCUACCCCGAGAUGUAGCUAACCUACAAACUCUGUGCAUACAGUGGGUGCUGAAUGUAGAGGACUACUUCUCCCCAAAGCACACACAGUUGAACGCGGCCGAGAUGGGCACACAUGCUAAAGCACUGCUGUCUGGAUUGGAGUUGGCGUCGCAAACACAUUACUCGUUGCUGACUCUGAUCAAUUUGCACUUGUCGCUGGGAAUACCGCUGUCGAAAAGCAUGCUGAUGUCGAUUUUUGAAAUUAUUGAUGUUCUUAAGUGCCUCAAGAAUGCAGUCAACAGAAACAGCAGUAAUAUUGUUACUUCCAUAAAUAUGAUCAUCCAACAUCUGAUGUUUCAAGCGACUUCGUCUAUUGUGGAAGUGAAAAAGAAUUUGAUGACCGACAAGAACUUUGCUAAUCAGAGACUGGAUGAGUUGACGUGUGUGGUGAUCGCCGAGAAAGCGCUCAAAGGAGCCGCCACUACAGAGAGGAUCGUGGCGGCCAACGUGGCCCUCAGCUUCAUUCCAGACACCACAUACGAAGAGGACGCCUACGCCAAGCUUGGAAUUCUUCUGGAGAAAGUGCAAUCAUUAUCAAACUUCAUGAAUUCCAUAGAAGCAUCUUGCAAUGGCUCCUGGCUCAUCUGGCAUCAGAAUGUGAUUCCCAUCUACCUAGAACAGAAUUUCACACAGCAAAUGCAUUCCCUCAAGUUGAAAUACUUCCUCAGUGCCAUAGAAGAUUGCAUUACUGUCCUUCAUCAAACAGAUAAACAAUUCAAUUCAAACAAAGCCCAAGAGUUUCUUGACAGUAUCAAACUCCUGAUGGAGGAAAAUGUAGUGAAAUCUACUAGUCAACAGAUAGAGACAAAUUUGCGACUGCACAUACAUUCGCAUCUACAGUUGGAUGUCGUCAACCCCUUUAUGUUCGAAAUGACAAAGAAGAUGCUGCUUGUUAUUGACAACUUCAGACUUCACCAGAUCUACAUAUCCGUGAUACCUUCAGUGGAGCACUACCUAUCCACUAUGUACUACAACCUGACAACCGUGGUCUUAUCAGACUGGAAAACCUAUGGAGAAAUGAGGCAAAUGGCCAAGUUCAAGUUCAACCUAAACACUGUCCAAGAUAAUUUACCUACACAGACUCUCGAGCAAGGCCUCGACGUGCUUGAAAUAAUGCGUAACAUACACAUAUUCGUAUCCAAAUACCACUACAACUUAAACAACCAGAUCUUCAUAGAGAAGAGCAGCAACAACAAGCACCUGAACUCGAUCAACAUCCGGCACGUGGCCAACUCCAUCCGCACGCACGGCGCCGGCGUCAUGAACACCACCGUCAACUUCACCUACCAGUUCCUCAAGAAGAAAUUCUUCACAUUCUCGCAGUUCCUCUACGAUGAGCACAUCAAAUCGCGCUUAAUACGUGACCUGAGGAACUUCAAAGAGCAUUCUGCGUCUAACGGAAACAUGUAUAGCUUCAAGAAUGCGGAGAAGUUCAACAAGGGUAUCCGCGGCUUGGGUCUGGACGCGGAGGGGCAGAGCUACCUGGCGUUGUUCCGCGCGCUGGUGGGCGACGUGGGCGCGGCGCUGGGCUACGUGCGCAUGGUGCGCGCGGGGGGGCGCCACUGCUGCGCCGACGCCACCGUCUUCCUCCCCGCCCUCGACCGAGACACCUCCUUCACCACACUCUGCCAACAAAACGAUCUGGAACCUUCCACGGUAAACGCGGCCGAAAUUCUAGACCAGAAUAUAGACAGCCUCGUAUGCAACUUCACGCAGGGCACGGAAUACUUCAAGCUGUUGGUGGACGUGUUCGCGCCGAUAUUCAGGAAUCCUAAGAAUGUGCACCUGAAAAACUUCUACAUGAUAGUUCCACCGCUGACGCUGAACUUUGUGGAGCACAUGAUUUUGUCCAAAGACAAGAUGACGAAGAAGAAUAAAGUCGGUGCGGCAUUCACUGAUGACGGGUUCGCCAUGGGCGUGGCUUACAUACUGAAGUUAUUAGAUCAGGACUCAAGCUUCGAGUCCCUCCACUGGUUCGAGUCGGUGUGGAAACACAUCGGCGAGGAGCGACGCUCACUCGAGGAACAGAAGAGCAAAGGGUCAGUGCAGUUGCAGCAAGCCCUGGCCCUCACUGAGAAGAAAAUCAAAAUCAUGGAACAAGAAUUUCAAUUGCUGUACUACAGUUUAACUAGUGCGAGAAUAUUUUUCCGUUAAUGUUAAGUUUUUAUAUUGAUAGUUAAGUGUAGUGGGUGAUACAAAAAUGAUGUUGUAAUUUUAAGGGCGGUGGGAAUGGGCUUAGUUUUAUGACUGAGAAUUUGUGUAGUUUCAUGUCCACCUUUCUAAGCAUUACAAUGUCCAUUUGAGAACCUGAAAUAAUAUAAUGUACCUAUCUAAAGUUAUUGUAUAUACCGAAUAUUUAAUAAAACUAAUGUUAAUACUUAUA